Danaus chrysippus (African queen) is the source of this 1257-nucleotide messenger RNA. Lineage: Eukaryota; Metazoa; Arthropoda; Insecta; Lepidoptera; Nymphalidae. The record is from the annotation of a GenBank genome assembly.
AUGAAUGCUUUAGAUAAACAUCUAGCAGAUUUACGAAUAUAUGCUAAUGAAUUGGACGCAAAAUUACAAGACGACAUUAAUGCAUCUAAAGUAAAACCAUCGAUCCCUCCUAAAAAAAAUAAAGCUCCUUUGCCUCAAAUACCCCAAAGUUACACAGUGAAAUCCGCCUGCGAGCCGUCAUAUUCCUCAAGAUUAGAAAACGCCAGUCGGACCAGUUCUACAUACUCAAAUUUGGUGCCAGUAAAGAGUUAUAUUGUAAGAAAUUCGGCUCGAGUCCGAAGCGGUGAUGUGCUUUUAUACAGCAAUUUACUGCCACCAGGAGGUACAAAUCACGUUUACUCCAAUAUUCAAUCCUCUCGGAACGUUGAAGGCUUUUACGAUCGAGAUACCAGGUCUGAAUUGUCUAGAAAUAGCGACUUAGGAGCGCAAUCAACUUAUAGCGAAUUACGAAGACCGGGUUCAGUAUACCCACCAUCGUCGGCUUCUGUGAACGCUCAAGAUUUUUCUACAUAUGGAGGCUCUCAGACAUCUUCAACAUACGAAUCCCUCUACGAACCUAUUAACCCACGCCCAUGUAGUCAAUUAUCGGGAACUUCUUUAUACGGUGGAUAUGUCGGCACUGCUGUGGAGCCAAUACCAGAACCAGACGAUGCCCUUUACUGUGGUAAUUGCUACCGAUGUGGUGAGAAAAUUAUGGGAGAGACUACUGGUUGUACUGCUAUGGAAAGAAUAUAUCACAUUAAAUGCUUCUGCUGUCAUCAGUGUGGUAUCAAUUUGCAGGGGCGACCAUUCUAUGCAGUGCAAGGAAAAGCCCUUUGCGAGGUGGAUUAUUUAGAAACACUCGAGAAAUGUUGUGUCUGUAAUGAUCCAAUCCUUGAUCGAAUAUUGAGAGCCACCGGCAAACCGUAUCACCCUCGUUGCUUCACAUGUGUAAUGUGUCAGAAAAGUCUAGAUGGUAUCCCUUUUACCGUGGAUGCAGUAAAUCGUAUACAUUGUAUUGAAGAUUUUCAUAAAAGAUAUGCACCUCGUUGCGCUCAAUGUCGGGAACCAAUUAUUCCUGAGGGUGGAGCUGAAAAAACUGUCCGAAUUGUUGCAUUGGACAAGAGUUUUCACAUUGCCUGUUAUGCUUGCGAAGAUUGUGGGGCGUCACUAUGCUCUAGAGAUGAAGGCAGUAGAUGUUAUCCGUUAGACGAUCAUUUGUAUUGUAAACAAUGUAAUGCUAGACGCAUUCAAGAUUUAUCAAGAAAUAUCAAUUAA